Molecule: messenger RNA, 879 nt
Organism: Stylonychia lemnae
Lineage: Eukaryota; Ciliophora; Spirotrichea; Sporadotrichida; Oxytrichidae
Source: the annotation of a GenBank genome assembly
AUGACUAUUGACGUUGGUUCUGGAACAUAACCUCAAGGAUCAAUCGCUCCAACUUCAUGGAGAGAUUUACCUGUUGAUCACAGUCUUCAUUUAAAGACACUAAUCAUAAUUGCUAUUGGAAUUGUUUACUGGACAUUCAUGUACUAUGUGGGUUGUUACCAUCAUCCUAUUCCAAAAUAUUUCAAGUCUAAGAUGAGCGUAUAGGAUCAUUUUGUCUGGAGAUUCAGAGUAAUCAACAGCUAUCAUGGAGCUACUACUUGCAUUUUGGCUAUCAUUUGGUAUAUUACCUAAUUCACCACUGAAUGCUCAAAGAAAAACUCAGACUUAGAGUUAAUAAUGUUGUCGCAUACCUUUGGCUAUUUGCUAUUGGACUGGGUCUUUAUGUGGCACAAAGGAUUCCUUGACAAUGGAAAUCUUCUUCAUCAUUUCAUGGGAGUCGGCGUAUUCGUUUUUAGUGCUUAUCUCUAGCAUAAUUUUGCUUUCCAUGCAAUGUAAUUACUCCCAGGUGAGUUUUCCAACGUUGCAAUGCACGGAAGAGAAAUCAUCAAAAGAAUGGGAUUAAGAUACUCUAAAAUCUAUUAUCUCAACGACUAUACCUACUAUAUUGAAUACCUUGUUUGCAGAAUUUUCUGGAUUCCAACGAUUUACUAUUUCAUAUAUAGCUGCUAGACUGCUAACCCAGCUCAACUUAUUUUCUUCCCCUUCCAUAUUUUGAUGAACUGGUAUUAUUGCUCAAACAUCCCACCUCUAAUGGGGCAAAGAUAUAGAGAGAUCAAGAAGAUAUAAAAGAUAGGAAUGAAACUAGAAUGGUUUGUACCUCUAGACAGCGAAGAACUUAAGAAAAAUGGUAUUGUUAGUUAUGAAAGAUACCACACAUGA